Molecule: messenger RNA, 4251 nt
Organism: Cherax quadricarinatus
Lineage: Eukaryota; Metazoa; Arthropoda; Malacostraca; Decapoda; Parastacidae
Product: TOX high mobility group box family member 3
Biological process (GO): regulation of transcription by RNA polymerase II
Cellular component (GO): nucleus
Molecular function (GO): chromatin DNA binding
Source: RefSeq, a predicted model, not a curated record
UGUACACUGUACAUUCACUGUACGUUCCUCUUAUAUUUGUCUUGGAAUACUCUUAAGAUAUAUGAUGUCUUUAUAAAUAUUUACCACAAGUACAUAUACAAGGUACACAGUCGUAGCUGACACCAGUCACAUGUUACUGUGUACGGUGCUGUGUCUUGUGCUCACCAUUUCCGGCAAAUUAGGUCAGUUUUGUCCCAGGAUGCGACCCACACCAGUCCACUAACACCCAGGUGCCCAUUUUAUACUGAUGGGUGAAUAUGGACUACCGGUGUAAGGAAACACUAGGUGUUUCUACCCUCGCCGGGGAUCUAGCCCGGAGGCUGGUCUUGUGAAGCGACACCUUCAGCCACCAGGGAGGGGAGAACUUCGACCUCCUGCUGAGUGUACCUGACUCUACACACCCGGGAUAUAUGGCUGACCAGCCGCCCUACGGUAGCUUCGGGAGCGAGGAGACCUACGGAGACCUUCAGGGUCUGGCCUCCACACUGCCCCAGCAGGAACCAGACACUACCUCGGCCGCCCACACCCACGCCCACCACUCCCAGAGCUUGUAUCAACACCCGAUGGCGGUGGGCGGCAGUAUGGGCGUGGCCAAUCCUCAGUUCCCGCCUCAGAAUCUCUACAUCCCGCCCAUCUCCCAGCACAACCACAUGGGACCUGCUCAGUCGGCAGGAUAUAUGGUCCAUCCUGGUUGUGGUCCACCGACUCCUGUAUACACAAGUGCCAGUCCAGUGAUGCACGGGGCAGGGCCACCUCAGGGACCACACAUGAUGGGUGGCAUGAUGGGCGUGGGUUAUUACCCACGCCCACCCAUGGCUCGGAACGGUGCCUCUCCAAACUCAGGAGGAUCUCCUUCCCCUGGCAGCGAGGAUUCUGAUGACUCCACGCCCUUGGCGCAGAUGGGUCGGGGUAAGAGGCCGUCAUCAGAGAGUGUAGAAGGCCCAGCCAGAGGAAAGAAACCCAAGGUUUCCAAGAAGAGCAAGAAGAAGAAGGAUCCCAAUGAGCCUAACAAACCUGUUUCAGCGUAUGCUUUGUUCUUCCGGGACACACAGGCUGCCAUUAAAGGAUCCAAUCCCAAUGCAUCCUUUGGGGAAGUCUCCAAAAUUGUUGCUUCCAUGUGGGAUUCUCUGGAUGCUGACCACAAGAAUGUGUACAAGAAAAAAACUGAAGCAGCAAAAAAGGAGUAUCUUAAAGCUCUUGCUGCCUACCGUGCCAGUUUGGUAUCAAAGGGCGGUGAAGGUGAGGGAGUUUACGGGGGACCUGGGUAUGGUCAGUUUGCCCCGGGGUUUGGAUACCCUCCUACCACUAGCGCCCCUGGACAUCCCCAAGUACAGUCGCCCACACAGAUGUCACCAUUGGCUAAGAAGUCUCCUCUACUCUCUUCUCUUAUGGCCGAUCCAUCCCCACCUAUGAUGAACCCACCAAUGUCACAGCCCAUGCCACCUUCUGGCCCUCCCAUGAUGCCUCAUGGUUCCAUGCCACCUAUGUCAGCAGCCAGUUUGGCACCCCAGGCACAGCAAGGCCCUCAGGCUGGUCACCAGCAACCCACACCACAACCACAUCUGACGCCCUUGACCAACGUACCUUCUACCUCCCCCUACAUGAACCAGCAGGCACCAGGGUCUCUGUCGAGUCCUGGAGGUGGUGGCUCUCCGGGUAGUGGACAGCAGCACCAGACACAGCAGCAAAGCCCACAGCAGCAGCAGCAACAGGCUGCCACACAGCAACAGCAACAGCAAGCAGGACAGCAGCAACACCAGCAGGGUGGACAGCAUGGCCAACAACAGCAGCCUCCACAACAACAGCCACCACAGCAGCAGCAACAGCAGCAGCAACAACAACAACAAAGCGGGCAGGGUUCAGGCGGUCAGCAGCAGGGUAUGGGACAGCCAGGACAUAUAGGGUGUCCAAGCUCUGGACCAAAUUGCAUCAGGUCUGGAUGCACCAACCCUGCUGUGCACAACCCAGAAUGGGAGGAUGAAUACUGCUCCAACGAGUGUGUCGUCUCGCACUGCAGAGAUGUCUUCAGUACUUGGGUGGCAAGCAACCAUCAUCAACCCAUCAACCCAACUUACCCAGCGCCAGUUAAAUAAAACCCUAGUUUAACAUCACUAGGGGACCAGCUAGCCAGCAGUCCAACCAGUCAACUAGCAUAUCAGUCAACUAGUUAAGUUGAUCUGAAAAAGAAAGGUACCUGCUACUGAAAUACCCGCAUGGAAUUAAGUUAGAUUUUUGCCAAGGUGAGAUCACAAUGCUAGUUGGCCUGGCAUAUACUGGAAGUAAGUGAAACAACUACAGAGGGGGGGAAGGGGGAGGGGACUGAUGUUGUGGUGUUGCUUGGUACCUCAUCAUUCCCUAGAUGUUGACAAAUUGGGUGCUUGUAUGAAAGUCAAGAUUUUCUACACUGUUGUCACAUGCUGGAACUUCAAAGGAAGUAUCUUUCUAUCUGUUCAUUCUUUUCUUGCUCUUUGUAGUAUCCCAAAUGUAUUAUACCUAUCUGAUUCUAUUCUUCUUCGACCCUAGAUGAGAGUUCCAGAACAAUCGAGUGCUGUGAAAGUGAGCAUUUCAUGUAUUUUUAGUUUACUUAUGAACAAGGCUGUGUAAACAUUUGUGAUGGGAUGAGGAAUUAUUAACUGUGGAUUCAUUCUCUUAUUAUCAUUAUAGGAAAAUAUGAGUCGCAGGAAGCAUUCGGCAGAGUUCAAAAUUGCUAAUCAUGUCACAAACAAUAAUGCCAAACCUGACCAAAUAGAUGGAGGGGACCAAAAUAUUUAGUUAGUCACACUAUUAUUUAUGUUUUAUACAAAGAACAAAUUAUUGGAAAUAAUGAAUCGACUGAAUGAGGUUUGCAUGCCUGGAUCAUGUCUCGACUGGUUUAUCUCGGGGUAUAUGUUGUGCCCUCUUUCACAGCAUUUGGAACAAUAUUUUUAUCAUAAGAUUUAAGCAACUCCAGCAGUAAAUCAUGUCUUAGGGAGCUGGGUUUGUAAAUAUUUGUGUUGAGUUUUCUUGAUGAGAGAGAAUUAUGAUUAUUAUAGAUAUAGAAACAUUUACAAUAUAAUUUGUAAAUAUUUUGACAGUAUGUACAAGUGAUUGGUAAUUUUUCUCCUCAAUGUGAUUGAAUUAUGAUGAGUUGAUUAUGUACGGUAUGUAUGUAUGUACAUGUAUCAUAGUAGAUUUGUCCAGAGGCUUAUUAUUUGAUUAGCAAGGAGAUCAUUAGAAUUGACCUGUUUGUCAAACUUGUAUCAAUUCCUUCCAUAGCAGUCAUAGGAGAGAGAGACCUACAACCUCCUGUGUUUGCCAUCCCUGCAUGCUAAGUGUAUGCAUAGCAAUAUCAUUUGGCAUUUCCCAGAUUUUUACUUUUAAAGAGGUCAUCAGCAGAGUUUGUGUCAAAAAGGACACUUUGCUCAAUCCUCAGUGUACAUAAAACUAAUUUUUGGAGGACUGAUUGCUGUACCUUCUUGGGAGAUGAUAUACCUUAAUUUUAACUUCUGGAUACAGCCAAGAGGAGACAUUUGAUUUGCUUCUAUUUUCAAACUUUAAUUUCUUCAGUAAUAUUUUCUAUUGGGUGAAACUUGAUGCAAAGCACUGUGUGAAGAGAAGCUUUGUUUUAGUGUGCAAAACACUGAAAUUCAGGGAAAUGGAAUGUAGAUGUAAAGUACUGAUGAUCACAUGUAAAUUACCCGCCUUCGCAUCAGGUUUUACCCAUGCUUGUAGCUCUUAGAAAAUCCUUCGGUCUUAGAAUAAAAUAAAAAUCAGUGUUUGCCCUUCUUAUAUAGCUAUGAUAAAUAUGUUGAUGAAAUACUGUGCUUCAUGAGACAGGCAGGAGGCUCCACUGCAGGUAACUUUUUGUGUUCAUUUGCAGUUAAUUCAACACAAACUGUUUUUUGUAUCUUGGAAAUGAACAAAUUUUUGCUGUAGUUGAACAAUAUUAAACUGAACAAUUAGAAUCCUAUAUGAUUUCACAUGAAAGAAAUAAUAAUUGAGAACAAGCCAAUUAACAUUAGAACAACAGUCUACAAAGGCACACCUACUGUUGCAGCAACAUUUGUGUUGCCCAUUCACAGGUGGUGUUUCAUGUAUUCAUUUAAUACAUGUUAGUUAACAGUUCCUUAAACUGUUUUUCAAAAACAAAAAUUGUUGUGGAAUGGAUUUGCCACAGGGCAUAAUUUUGAGGUUGUUGUGUUAAUGUGUAUGAUGCCUGUGUGUGCUCUCUUUCACUUCUGUAUUCACAAUAUAAUAAAUACUAUACACAGA